AUGGCCAAUUAUUCUUGGCAACCUCAGCCCCCUUCAACAGGCUCUCAAUGGCUUCAAGACAAUGUUUCCUAUAGCCAGUCCACCAUGCAAGAUCUAACCCGUGCUUUCCCUCGACCGAGGCACACUCGCGUCAUGAAGCCUCGUAGUGCAGGCAACAGUCCUUCAUCGGCAAUCCAGAGACGACCAACAGUGAAUCAAAAUGUGAUGCAUGGACUGCCCACUCAAUAUCAAUCAUCCCUGGAAGAAGCUCUUCUCGCCUCAGCCGCCCGGAACUCACGUCCGAUGAGCUGGCAUCCUUCACCCGCAAGAACUCGGGGUCUUUCCAACCCGUACAUCUCAGAUUUCCCUUCGGAUAGCUAUGCCGAUAUGGGAACCGUGCCUGAUCAAUACCUCAACUCAGCCGUCUACGGCGGUGAAAACAUCAUGUCAUGUCCUGUGACCGCCGACCCUUCAUUCUCCCCCGACUACUUCCCUGUCUACCCAACCAUGCAGGAGGACUUGCCCCUUCCGCAGCACACGCCGGCGCUCAUGACUGGCUCACAGGUCGAGCCGAUGGGAUGGGAUAUGGUCGCCAUGUCCACCGAUAUGUCGAUAUCGCAGCCGGUCUCCGACAACUGGAACCUGGACAUGCUAUCAAUGGGCACCAAUAUCCCCCCACCAGAGACAACAUGCCCAAGCUACGUCAGUGUCCCUUCCCCAGGCGAACUGAGUUACCCAUCAACACCGGACUUUCUGCCCAUUCAACAAUUCGAGAAUCCCUUCCAGCACACCACCGAGCCCAAGAAGACUGGAAAGGGCGAAGAAGAACUGGUUGGCAUGGGCCUCUACAGCCAGCCCAACGGAACACUUGCACGAGCCCCACAGAGCAAAUCAGGCGAAGGCCUGAAGCUCGAAGAAACAUUCACACCAUCCGACGAAGACAAAGACGGCGAGGAGGACGCAGAGGUUGAGAUCAUUGGGGAGCAUGAAUUGCCCCAGCAACCAAACACCUACCAUGAACCCGCGUCUACCAUUCGGCAGUCGAAGUUUACUUCCAAGCAGCAGCCCAGACAAGCUCUGAAUCUUCUCCAGCGGUCUUUCUUCUUCGACCACGAUGAUGCGGAUCAGCAGCCCAUGACUGCUACGCAGCCUUUUGCUGGUUUCAAUCAGCCCUGCAUGAACUAUGGGUAUGGGUGGAUCUGA
Molecule: messenger RNA, 1182 nt
Organism: Penicillium egyptiacum
Lineage: Eukaryota; Fungi; Ascomycota; Eurotiomycetes; Eurotiales; Aspergillaceae
Source: the annotation of a GenBank genome assembly